AUGUCCGAGACAGGUGCCGGCGACGAGCACUCAUCACCGAGGACCGAUCCGAACUCUCUUCAUGACAGCGACAAGCCAGAUCAUUCAGAUCAGCCCCCUCGCAAGCGCCAGCGCGUGCGACUCUCAUGUUUGGAGUGUCGACGCAGAAAGCUGUCGUGCGACCGAGGCUUUCCCUGCGAGAGAUGCUUGAAGUCGGGCACUCCAGAUCGCUGCACUUACGAGACGCGACCUGGUAUUGCUCCUCCAACAAAGACCGGCUUAGGUCUCUCAUCUUUUGACGGACGUCUGUCUUUGCCAAAUGGCCUCGGCGAGUCGCUCCUUCGCAAGGAUUCCUUGCGAGAUUAUGAUCGCAUUCGGAGACUAGAGCUUGAGGUAUCUACCCUCAAGAACCUACUGUUGAAGCAAGCAGGGAGUGAUGGGAGCACGCUCGUAGAGCACUCUCCUUCCGCCCUGCGACUUGAACCCAGGGAGCAGAUUACCGAGGAGUCAGUGCUGCCACCAUUUCUUCAGUACCAUGACGCCGGUGCCGACAAGGACGAGCUGCGCUUCUUCCGUGGCAAGGAGUUCAAGACUCGAUAUUUCGGGCCACACAAUGCCUGUAUGGCAUUCAGUGAGCUCACUGGAUUGACUCCAUUCAUGAGAGAAACAGCUGAGGAAUGGCUUAAACCCCUUCACAUCGCUCAAAAUCCGAAAGAUCGCCCGAAGAGGAAGGUCGAACGGGAGAAGAAGUAUCAGGAGCCUGACCUAGAGCUUGAGGCUCUGCUUCCGUCCAAGAAUGAUACUGAUGCUCUAGUCUCGGUUUAUCUUGACCAAUUUGAACAGCUGCACCGUAUCAUUCACAUACCCUCUUUCCGCAGAGAAUAUGCCACCUUCUGGGACCCGACGAAACCAAGAUAUGCUGCCCUCACUGCUCUCGUUCUUUCAAUGAUGUCCAUAUCCAGCUGCAUGAACAGCGGUUCGUCUCCAUCCAAGUUUGUCGGGAUGGUGUCUUGCUCUCAUCAGACCGCUGAGAAGUGGAUCAAGGCGUGUGAAGAGUGGCACCGACGACAGAGCCAGAAGCACCGAAAGCUCAUCCACUACCAGAUUUCGUGUCUACUUUAUCUUGCCAAACGGGUCAACACAGUUAAGAAGAAGCGAUUUUGGACUGGAUCAGGUAUCCUCGCUCGAGACGGCAUAUCCCUUGGCCUUCAUCGAGAUCCGGUUCACAUGCUCAAAGCUAAGAUUUCACCCUUCCACCAGGAAAUGAGACGAAGAAUCUGGGCAACUAUUCAAGAGUUUGACUUCCAAGCUGCUUUUGACCAUGGCCUCCCGACGAUUGUCAGCUCCCUGCACUUUGACGUUAACCCGCCACGAAACCUUAACGAUGAGGACUUUGAUGAGGACAGCAGCGAAUUGCCGCCAUCUAAGCCAAUCACCGAGUACACUAUGGCUUCGUAUCAGCAUUUAGCUCGACAAAGCCUGCCACUCCGGCUCGAAUUGGGUCGCCUACUGACCGGACCUCCGGAGGAGAUCGAUUACGAACAAGUCAUUCGAUACACGGACAGUAUAACCCAGGAGAUUGAUUCGUUGCCCUCCUGGGAUACCUCAGGAGAUACUACCUCGGAGGGCUCCAAGAAACCCCUUCUAGCGUACACGCUGCUACAUAUUCAGCUGAGGCAGUAUAUCAUCCCGCUACAUCAGCCUUAUCUUCGAAUGCGCAAGGCGAAUUCGCGCUAUCAGUUUUCUGAGAUCAUGUACUACAAUGCGGCACGAGACAUGGUUCUGUUGCACGAUAAAUUGACCCAACAGGGUAUCAGAACAUUGAACUUCUUGCGUGAAGAUGCCCUGACACUUGCCGUUAAUCUUUGCAGUGUAACCUUGCUGCAGCCACGCGGCUCGACCAACAUGAUCAUGGUUAACUCGCAACACACGAUCAGCCUGUUGGAGAAGUGUCUGGCUAUGAAGGAAGACCGCAUCCUGCGCUGCGGCAACAACGAACCAUGGGGCUACUCGAUCAUGUGUGCCGCGUAUGGCUUGCUUGAGACGCAUCUAGGCCUCAAGGAUUCCCAAAGUGCCAAGUCUAGCUGCGCGGAGCGAUUCAUCAACCUCCACUAUCGUCUUCUUGCCGGACAGGAACCUCCAAUCUCCAGCCAGCAGUCCGAUGUCGGCGUGGCUGCAUCCACUCGCCCUGCCGUCCCAGACUUCUUUGAACGCGCCAAAUCAGUCACGCCUUUGCCUCCUCUCGCUUCUCAGGGUUCAGUAACCCAGGUGGAAGUGCCUUCUACACCUUGGUGGUUGCCGAAUGGUGACCCAACACCAACUAUGCAGCCAAUCAAUCCUGAUUUCAGCAUGGAACUCUUGGGCUUGAAUUUGAACGAACUAUGGGCCGACACCUAUGAUGGCUUCCCGUAG
This is a messenger RNA of Phaeoacremonium minimum UCRPA7, 2391 nucleotides long. RefSeq names its product putative c6 zinc finger domain containing protein. Gene Ontology annotation, cellular component: nucleus. Gene Ontology annotation, molecular function: zinc ion binding; RNA polymerase II cis-regulatory region sequence-specific DNA binding; DNA-binding transcription activator activity, RNA polymerase II-specific. The transcript is spliced from 2 exons. The record is from RefSeq and is a predicted model, not a curated record. Gene Ontology annotation, biological process: regulation of transcription by RNA polymerase II; DNA-templated transcription. Lineage: Eukaryota; Fungi; Ascomycota; Sordariomycetes; Togniniales; Togniniaceae. Bases 1 to 2391 code for a protein of 796 amino acids.